Messenger RNA from Daldinia caldariorum, 2291 nucleotides. Its product is annotated as glycoside hydrolase family 2 protein. The transcript is spliced from 5 exons. Gene Ontology annotation, molecular function: hydrolase activity, hydrolyzing O-glycosyl compounds. Gene Ontology annotation, biological process: carbohydrate metabolic process. Lineage: Eukaryota; Fungi; Ascomycota; Sordariomycetes; Xylariales; Hypoxylaceae. The record is from RefSeq and is a predicted model, not a curated record. Bases 1 to 2100 code for a protein of 699 amino acids.
AUGGCUUAUAACUCUUAUAACUCGAAAGAUUUUUAUCCCCGACCCGAUUUCGUUCACGGCAAUAACAGAUGGACGCCUCUUAACGAGGGCUGGUCGAUACUCUUCGACGACGAGGAUGUGGGUUUGAAAGAGGCGUGGCAGAUCAACGGCAUUCCGGAAAAGGUGUCGGUCACUUCCUCCGAUAACUCGGCCAGCAGCGAAGCCGAAGCUCAGAGACUAGCUGCAUUCCCCGAGCUGAAGGAGAAAGGCUUCCAAGCGCCGAAGAGCGAGGCCCGCGAGAACGUCAAGAGGCCCAUCAACGUGCCCUUCGCCUUCCAGACGCCCGCGUCCGGCGUGCACGACAACGACGCCCACGAGAUCCUGUGGUACGAGAACAUCGUCGUCGACCCGCGCGAGCAGGCUGAGAUCGAAGCCGGGGAUAGGGUCCUCGCUCGCUUCGGGGCUGUCGACUACGACGCGACCGUCUGGGCUUCGGGAUACCCCGUCGCAAGGCACCGGGGCGGACACACGCCUUUCGACGUGGAUCUCACCGACGCCCUCGCGAAUGCGUGGAAGAAUACCGGAAAGGGAGAGCUUCAGCUCGUCUUGAGAAUUCGCGACUCUCCGCAUGAUCUUGCGCAGCCUCGUGGCAAGCAGUACUGGGCGCCGAAGCCGGAGUCUAUUUUUUACAAGCCCACGAGCGGGAUCUGGCAACCGGUUUGGUUGGAAGUUGUCCCGCCGACGCGAAUUGGCGACAGCAGCGCGGGGACAGUCCUGAAGUCGAACAACAUUUCCGAGGGAUUGCUAGAAGCUCGGGUGGCCGUUUUGGGCCGAAGAGCUGGUCACGGAUAUAGCGUUGAGAUCGAGGGUUAUCUUUACAGCGUCAGCGUGGCUAAGACGAAAGAAAACCUCCCUGCCGACAAGGAUUACGUCUUCAUCAACCUCGGUUUGGCCCUAAGCGACGACCAGAAGUCGAAUGCGCCGCCGACUCUUGCCCAGGACGCCCCCUACUAUGACAGCCACUCCUGGCGCGGCACCUUGGCUCUGUGGUCGCCGGAUCACCCGACUUUAUACGAUCUAUCCAUUCGGCUGUUCGACUCGGACGACAACCUGAUCGACGAGGUCAAGACGUACACGGGGUUCCGAAACAUCGACUGGAACCGGGGGGACACGACGCUGCGGCUGAACGGCAAGCCGCUGUUCCAAGCGCUCACGCUCGACCAGGGGUACUGGCCGGAGACGGGGCUGACGCCGCCGUCGCCGGACAGCCUGCGGCGAGACAUCGAGCUGACGAAGAAGAUGGGGUUCAACGGGUGCCGGAAGCACCAGAAGGUCGAGGACCCGGUCUUCCUGUACUGGGCCGACAGGCUGGGUUUUCUCGUCUGGGGCGAGAUGGCGAACGCGUACGAGUUCAACGGCGACUACGCCGAGAGGUUCACCAGCGAGUGGGUCGAGGCUGUCAAGAGGGAUAUCAACCACCCUUGUAUUAUCACCUGGACUCCUGAAAGCUGGGCCUAUCCUAACUUGAAAGACAACAUUGACCAACGGAACCACAUUCGGUCACUCUACUACCUUACCAAGACGCUCGACCCCACGCGCCCUAUCAACGACAACUGCGGGUGGGAGCACGUGCUCACGGACCUGAGCACGUUCCACGACUACUCGGACGCGCCGGCGCUGGCGGCGACGUGCGCGAGCCUCGAGGGCAUCCUGGGCAAGAAGCUCGGCGGCCGGGACUUCUUCGCCGGGCCCCUGGCGCUCGAGGACGGGCGGACGGACAGCGGCACCGCGCACCGGGAGGGCGCGCCCGUGAUCUGCUCCGAGUUCGGCGGCGUGAACAUCGCGCCUGCGAAGGGCGCCGAGGGCCGCGAUCGGGACUGGGGGUACACGACCGCGAGCGACCCGAAGGACCUGCUCAAGCGCCUGGAGGCGCUGAUACAGGCCGUGGUUAAGGGGGGGCAUAUUUGCGGGUUUGUGUAUACUCAACUAUCCGAUGUCGAGCAGGAAGUCAACGGGCUGUAUUCGUUCGAUAGGAGGGAGAAGAUCCCCGCGGACGAGGUGAGCAAAAUCAUCGAGGCAGCGAGGAAUACGUAUUUCAGCAGUCUUCCUAAGAAGAUAUGAUAUGAUAUAGAAGGGGUUGGUUGGUAUGGCAUGGUAUGUAUGGCUUAAGAGAUGAAUAGUGUGAUGUCGUGAAGACAGGUACAUAGAUGUCUAAUGGAAAGUUUCACGGUAAACGGAUUAGAUAUAUUGCAGGCUUAAUUAUAAGUAGAAGAUAAGUAGAAGAGUUCAUAAUAAUAGAGUCGUGAUAAAUG